Penaeus monodon (black tiger shrimp) is the source of this 1819-nucleotide messenger RNA. RefSeq lists its product as uncharacterized. NCBI's taxonomy places the organism in Eukaryota, Metazoa, Arthropoda, Malacostraca, Decapoda, Penaeidae. The record is from RefSeq and is a predicted model, not a curated record.
GUUGUGUGCGCACGGGCGCGCACCUCAUCCCUUUUGUGAUGUGUGUGUGUCCCUGCUUCUCUCCUCGCCUCGCUGCCUCGUUCUGUUGGGCAGUGUUGUGAUUCAGUUGUGAUUUCUUAUCGUGUCCCUCGACUCUUAUCGUGGAAAGCGUAGUGUCAAGGAGCGGUGGCCUCAGUGUACUAAGAAGCGUGUGACGGCCCGUAGCGAGCCGCUACCGGUGCCAGCUAGCAUCGUUACCAGUGCCUUUAGAGCAAAGACGGACAAAAGAGAGUGGGUGAAUGUCGUAUUGAGGCGAGAAGGUAUUGCGACGGAGGAGCUUAAGAGCUGCGGGUGUUGUGAGUGCUGUGGGAUAGGGUCCAGCUCGCCACGAUGCCGUUUCCUCUGCUGUGGAUUUCAGGCGAAGGUCGACACCGACCCUGCUGAGGUUUACUUCCCGCCCAAGCAGGAAAAGCGACGGACAGCAGCAGCAAAAGCAAUGCCAAUAUCAAAUAAAGCAGCGAGUCACGCCGACAGAAUGCAAAGAAUCCGAGAAACCGAAAGGAACGAAAGAGCAAAUCCAGCAGGAAGGAGAGCCUGAGCUGGUUAAGCAAGCGCCGGCACCGGAGGGCGGCCAGCCUCGGGAAGGGCCAGGCCAGGAACAAGGACCCGAGCUUUCAAACCCCAAGAAACAGCCGGAGCAGGCGGAAGACCAGACACGAAGACAGGGUGGUACGAUCUGCGAGAGGCAGGCGUCAGCAGGUCAUAUCGAAGCGGAAGUAGGGCGCGAGACUGAGCAAAUCGAAGAUGCUAACGCAGGAAGUAAAAUAAAGGGCACUAUGGAGGAGGAAACUGCAGCUUCUUUGCAGUCGGAAGGGGAAGCCGGGAAGGGAGAAACACGUAUCGAUAUGGCAGAUAGUAAAGGCGAUUCCAACCUUCCUUCCGAACACACAGAAGGAAGAAAGGAAAAGACGGAAAAUGAUGCUCAGGCUGAACAUGCGAACACGGCUAUCGAUAAGCAGGAAUCUGAAGGGUCACCCACGCCCGCGACCUGCCCUUCAGAGGAAGAGGCUCUCGCGCGAAAGGAGCUCUCUGCGAUGGAAGUCAACGUGCACGUGGCGGUGACCUGUGUCAUUAUGGAAGGGAUCGAAGAACAUGUUUGUGAACUCGAGCUGCCUCCUGUAGACGGCAACAUGUUCGUGGCCGUAACCACGCCAUCCAUUGUAUCGGAGUCAGUCACGUCUGUUGUGGAAAACACUAGGGACAAAGAAGAAAAAAUAAUCUAUGGAAAUGAAGCAAAACAACUGCCUGAGCACAAAGCAGAGCACGUGGGAGGACCGAAAGGUGAUUCCUCUGACACAUCACAAUCCGGUCGCGUCGGACCUCUUGAAGAAUGGGCGGAAUCCCGCGCACGAGAGGCGAAGGACCCAGCCAGCCAGGCGGGGCUCGAGGCUGAGGAGGAGGUGGAAGAGAGUGUGGCCCGAGGCCUCGAGGAGCGAGCGCCGACAAAGAGCCCAGGCGCGGGGAGCGCAGAGCAUCCGUCGGGCAAACAUCCUGUAGCGCCUGGCGGCGGUGACGAAACGGAGCCGGUCGGGGAGCGGAGGCGGCGACGCGACCGGCGCCAGCGAAGGAACCUGAGGAGCGCUUCGGGCGACGACGACACCUCCGACGAGGACGAGAUCGUGCCGCUCCGGAGGAAGAAGCGUGAUCGGACCGGCAACGGGCAUGUCGAUCAGCGCUAACAAAUGAACCCAAAGUGUGAAUACCAAAUAGUCGGAAAGGCCCUUUGAACAUCGGUUUGCGUGCCAAGGUCGAGCAGGACAAGUGCUCACCAAGUCUCCCA